Molecule: messenger RNA, 1324 nt
Organism: Scheffersomyces coipomensis
Lineage: Eukaryota; Fungi; Ascomycota; Pichiomycetes; Serinales; Debaryomycetaceae
Gene: PEX19
Product: Pex19p
Exons: 1
Coding region: 189-1259 (356 amino acids)
Biological process (GO): protein import into peroxisome membrane
Cellular component (GO): peroxisome; peroxisomal membrane
Source: RefSeq, a predicted model, not a curated record
AUUUAGAUAAUGGUAAUUUUCUUUAGUUCUGUAAGGAUGAAGCGAUUUGCCCCACACAUCAAAAAAUGGAAAAAUGUUUUUGAACCGAGCAUAUGAGAAUUUAAAGUUGACCAAUUUAGAAAUUGAAUUGAUAAUUUUGAUCUCUCUCUUUAAAGAAUUAUUAACCAUAUAGAUUGAAAAUUACAUCAAUGUCGACUUCAGGUAUAGAUACUCAAGACAUAAAGAAGGAAAGUGUUGUCUCCUCGGAAGUUAAGCCUGAAACAACGACUGGUUCAGAAGGUAUUUCCGUUAAGGAAACUACAACUACCACUGUCACAGCUACCGUUGAAUCUGGAGCUACUCGUGCAAAUGAUGAUGAUUUAGAUGAUUUAGAUGAUCUUUUAGAUGACUUCGCUGACGAUGUGUUGAAUAAACCUCCGGGAUCAGCAUUGGAAGCUAAAGAUGAUGCUAAUAAAAGCAUCACUAUCCCAGUUACUGGUGGUGCUGAGCCACCUACUGAUGAAUUUAAAUCUGGAAUUGAAGAAUUAAUGAAAGAUUUAAAUAUAGAAGAUGAUGAAACUAAAGGACAAUUCGAAAGUUUAGUUAAACAAUUUGAAUUAAAUCAUAGAGAAGAAGUUGAACAAGAAGAAAAGAAACCUCAUAAUUUCGAAUACGUUAUGAAGGAGACCAUGGAAAGAUUAAAGAAAUCAGGUGAAACCGUCGAUGAAAAGAUAAAAAAUGAUCCAUCCAGUGCUAAUCCUGAAGAUAUGUUAUCUCAAUUAUUAGCUGGAUUCGGUGGUGGCCCUUCAGGGGGUCCAUCUGGAGAUUUUGAUAUGUCUAAAUUAUUAGUGGAUAUGUUAGAACAAUUAUCUUCUAAAGAAGUCUUAUACGAACCAAUAAAGGAUCUUAAUACUAAAUUCCCUGAUUAUUUAAAAGAAAAUAAAGAUAAAAUCUCAGAAUCUCAAUAUACCAAUUAUAGUAAACAAUAUGAUAUAACUAAUCAAAUAUUAGCCGUAUUUGAUAAUUCAACAUUUGAUGAUGAAAACAAAGAACAAAGAGAUAAAGUCAAUACUUUAUUAGAAUCAUUACAAGAAUUAGGUCAACCUCCAACUGAGUUAGUCGGUGAUUCCAAUGAUUUUCCAGGAUUUGGUGGAUUAGGUGGAUUAGGAGGUGGAAAAGCUGGUGCUGGUGCUGGUGGUGAUGAUCCAUUUAAUUUCGAUUCAAAGGAUUUACCUCCAAAUUUCGAAAAAGAAUUAGAAGAAGGUUGUAAACAACAAUGAUCUCCUUGUUUCCCUUGUUAUUUAUUAUUAUUUCCUCUAUAACUUGUUUAUAUAUUAUCUCCCUU